This is a messenger RNA of Microcebus murinus (gray mouse lemur), 2696 nucleotides long. The record is from RefSeq and is a predicted model, not a curated record. NCBI's taxonomy places the organism in Eukaryota, Metazoa, Chordata, Mammalia, Primates, Cheirogaleidae.
AGGACCUUGCUUUUCUGUGUGCAGUCUGUGUGUGUUCACAGGGUUCAUCCAGGCUCUGUCCUUGUUGUGUGUGUGUGUCUGCAUGCAUGUCCAUGCACAUGCCGCUGGGCAUGUCAGCUAAGCAGGCUGGCGUUUGGACAGAGUAGGGUGUUCCUCAAGGUCAGAAAAGGUGAGGGAACAGGAAUGGGGAGAGAUGAGGAGGAGGUGUUAGUUGGCACUCUUACUUAAGGAUAAGCUUAAGCCUAUGAACUGAGCUCCAGUUAAAAAGGGACUAUAUUAGCUCUGGCAGUGAAAGAUCCAAGGGUAGGAUGGGUUUCAGCUGCUGUUCGAUCCAGGGACUGGAAGGAUGUCUUCAGGAUGUGUGUCUCCAUCUUUCAGAGGUAGAGUAGUAUAAUACAACUGAGAUAGCACUUAAUGGCAGUGGUUUUAACCUGUUGUGACAAGUGAUGAAAGCUAGCGCCUCUCCAGAAAAUGCCUAUAUUGGAUGCACACACAUGCUGUCCUUCCCCGUGAAGUGGCAGAAUGUGCUCUUUGUGCCUGGAACUCCCAGGUUUACAGGACUUGCCUCUCACAGGGUCAGAGCUGGAAGGUCUGGCACAUGGAGAACGACAAGCCAAGCCGAGGGGAGUCCGUCUCUCUCAAACCCAGGGCCAAGAGUCUGGAGAAUGCGGGAGCCGUUACUGUGGAAAGCCUGGAGGACGGACGGCUGCCUGACAAGGACUCGAGCCCCACAGAGGCCGGGGACAGCCGGAGUGAGGUGGGGCCGGAGCCCCUCUCCACCUGGAGGAUCCUGCGGCCGGCCCAGAGAGUGAGACGCUUCUGCAGGGAGCACAAGCAGCUGAUUCGACGCAUCUGCAUAGGCCUGCUCUGUACUGGGUACGCUGUCUUCCUGCUGGUUGCCUGCAUCCGGAAUUUCCAGAGGGCCCUGGGGCUGUUCGUGCUCACCUGUGUGGUCCUCGCCUUCUUAGCCUAUGGCUUGCUGAAGAGGCUUCUGGUGCCAAAGCUGACAAAGUGUAAGAAGCCUCAGAGCCACCCCCACCUGGAGCUCUGGGCUAAGAGGGGCCUAGCUCUUGCGGCUCUCCUGUUCCUGGUCCUGUGGCUGUCUCUGGACACCUCCCGGCGGCCUGAGCAGCUGGUGUCCUUCGCAGGAAUGUGUGUGUUCAUCGCUGUUCUCUUUGCCUGCUCGAAGCAUCACUGCGCAGUGUCCUGGCGGGCCGUGUCCUGGGGCCUUGCACUACAGUUUGCCCUUGGACUCUUUGUCAUCAGAACAGAACCCGGAUUUGUUGCAUUCCAGUGGCUGGGAGACCAGAUCCAGAUCUUCCUGAACUAUACCAGGGCCGGCUCCACCUUUGUGUUUGGAGAGAAUCUGGUCGACAGUGUCUUUGCCUUUCAGGUUCUGCCCAUCAUUGUUUUCUUCAGCUGUGUCAUGUCUGUUCUCUACUACUUGGGCCUCAUGCAGUGGGUGAUCCUGAAGAUUGCCUGGCUGAUGCAGGUCACCAUGGGUACCACUGCCACUGAGACCCUGAGUGUGGCUGGAAACAUCUUUGUGAGCCAGACAGAGGCUCCUCUACUGAUCCGGCCGUACUUGGCGGACAUGACACUCUCUGAAAUCCACGUCGUUCUCACCGGAGGCUACUCCACCAUUGCUGGCAGCCUGCUGGGCGUCUAUAUUUCCUUUGGGAUCGAUGCCGCCUCAUUGAUUGCUGCGUCCGUGAUGGCUGCCCCUUGUGCUUUGGCCCUCUCCAAGCUGGUCUACCCGGAGGUGGAGAAGUCCAAGUUUAAGAGUGAGGAAGGAGUGAAACUGACCUAUGGAGAUGCUCAGAACCUCAUAGAAGCAGUCAGCAGUGGAGCCACCAUCUCAGUGAAAGUGGUCACCAACAUUAUUGCCAACCUGAUUGCGUACCUCGCUUUGCUGGCCUUCAUCAACUCUGUCCUCUCCUGGAUGGGAAACAUGGUGGACAUCGACGGGCUCAGCUUCCAGCUCAUCUGCUCCUAUAUCCUGCGGCCUGUGGCCUUCCUGAUGGGCGUCGCCUGGGAGGACUGCCCUGUGGUGGCUGAGCUGCUGGGGAUCAAGCUGUUUGUGAACGAGUUUGUGGCCUAUCAGGAACUGUCCAAUUACAAGCUGCGCCGCCUGGCAGGGGCUGAUGCGUGGGCUGGCACCAGGAAGCAAUGGAUCUCUGUCAGAGCAGAAAUCCUCACGACGUUUGCCCUCUGUGGGUUCGCCAACUUCAGCUCCAUCGGGAUCAUGCUGGGAGGCCUGAGCUCCAUGGUCCCAAAACGGAGGAGCGACAUCUCCCGGAUCGUGCUCCGGGCACUCUUCACGGGCGUCUGCGUGACCCUGGUGAACGCCUGCGUGGCAGGGAUCCUCUACGUGCCCAGGGCGGCCGAGGUCGACUGCACAUCCCUGCUAAACACGACCCUCAGCAGCAGUAGCUUUGAAGUGUACCAGUGCUGCCACGAGUUCUUCCAGAGUGAUGGCCUGGAGUUCGGCCCAGGGGCCCUGAGCAACUGCUGUCAGUUUUACAACAGGACGAUCUGUGCGUAGCGGGGACGGAUGUCCUCUUGCCUUCUGUGGGCUGUUCUUCCCCAGGAAGCACCUGUCCCCAUCUUCCCCUCUCCAGGCCUCUCCUCAGGGAAGUCACAGGGCUUAGAGCCUCAGUCCCACAGUUGGGAAUGAAAGCAGCCACCUUGCUGAA